This is a messenger RNA of Sparassis crispa, 1248 nucleotides long. RefSeq lists its product as hypothetical. The coding region runs from base 1 to 1248 and encodes 415 amino acids. Lineage: Eukaryota; Fungi; Basidiomycota; Agaricomycetes; Polyporales; Sparassidaceae. The transcript has 3 exons. The record is from RefSeq and is a predicted model, not a curated record.
AUGUCGACCUCGUACAAUGUUACGGUGGACUCUGCGAACACUGCUCGGAUAAUCUACACUCCAGAGAGCUCCUGGAUUCUAAACUACUACUACAAUACUUCUGCACAGGGGAUCUACGACGGGACGUUAACAUCGACAUCGAACGCGGCGAACGUGCAAUUCGACUUCGUCGGUACACGAGUGCUAGUUUUUGGUUCGGUCGGGAACGAGUCCAACCCCAGCACAUCGCCGUUCUCUAGCUACACGGUCGAUGGCACUCCGCUCGAUGAAUUUCAGGGCGUCUUGCCCCCGAACCAGACGCAGCAGAACGACGUCCAGUUCUUCGACAGCGGCAUGCUCUUAAAUGGCUCGCAUACGCUAACGAUCAAUGUCACCUGGGAAGUGACAUCGAGCAACACGUACAUGCUGGACUACAUUGUAUACAGCAUGCUGGAUCCUAACGCACCUGCAGUUGUAUCUUCCACCUCUGCUUCGGGUGCGACGAGCGCCGGUUCGACCUCGGUUUCUCCGAGCCCGACGUCAACAGAAUUAUUCAAAAACUCGUCGAUGUCAGUCGGUGCCAAGGCCGGGAGCGUCAUCGGCGGCCUUGCAGUGCUAGCAGUGCUGGUCAUCGCGUUAUGCUUCUGCUACAGACGGAAACGUGCCACGCGCGAUGAUGCGGACACCCUGCCGAGCCCCAUGCACUUUGACGACCCAUUCGGCCCCUGGAACAGCACCGACAAUGUCCCUGACGGUGCAAAAUACCGCAACGGGAUCCCAUACGGACCUGGAGCAGAGAUGGCUCAGGACGCGUCCUUCCUUAUCGCCGACCGCACCUCCCGCACCUCCCUCGUGGCGUGGCCGCCCUCUGCCGAGCUCUCGCUGCUUACCACGACGUCCCGCAGGUCCAUGCCCCGUCCCGACAGCCCGCUUACGCCAUAUGCGGCGCCCACCCCUUCCUCCCCGUCCACGUCCUCACUCGUGCGCCCACUUCCCACGCCCACAUCCAUCCGUUUCCCUGCCGUCGCGAGCUCUACUUUGCUCGCGCCAUCGGCGCUGACCUCCGGGACAGUGAUGACGACAUUGACAGCAGACGAUCCGUUCGCUAGCGACGCGUCUCUUCUCCCCUCGCCCGCCCGCAUCCCGCCACCCUCCCCAGAACUGCAUCGCGACUCAGGUAUACGCUUCGAGCCCGGCGUCGCGUGGCCGGCCAAGGCAAUCGAGGAGGUCGAGGCGGUCGAGGCGCCACCGGUGUAUACCAGAGCUUGA